Molecule: messenger RNA, 2808 nt
Organism: Schistosoma mattheei
Lineage: Eukaryota; Metazoa; Platyhelminthes; Trematoda; Strigeidida; Schistosomatidae
Source: the annotation of a GenBank genome assembly
AUGCAUUAUGAUACACGUGGAGGAGUAACAACGUAUUCUGACAAUAUUAUUAGUAUGACAUCACCUAUUACAUCCGCAAUACCGACAAACCUUUCGCCUAGUAAUAAUAAUAAUAAUAAUAAUAAUAAUAAUAAUAAUAAUGUAACACAAAUUACUAGGACAGUAACUGCUUUGAAUACAACAUUUACUGGUACUACUACGACUAAUACUGUCACUAGUACUACAAUGACUACGUCUAAUACACCAUAUCAUACAAUAUUUAGAUCAAUUGCAAAUCAUCAAUUAUCCGGAUUAUUACCAUCAUCGAUUACAACAACAAUUCAAUCACAAAUGAAUGAAAAUUUAAGUACUGAUUUUACUAAACAUAAUAAAUUAAAAAAUAAUCAAUUAUCAAUGAAUUGGGAAAAUAUAAAAUCCACAUCAGAUUGGUCUAUACCAUCAAAUAUUGAUUCAUUAGAAUUAUCGAAUAGUUUACAAAAUCAAAAUCAAUCAAAAAAUCAAUUACAUGUUAAUCGAUUUUUUACACCAGGUAGAAGAAAAGAAUCACAUCGUUUAUUAACUAGAAAUAAUAAUACAGGACGUAAAUCUGCACCAGUUACUAGUUUAUUUAAUUGUCAUUUAGAUGUGAAUAAUCCUAUUUGUACUGUUACUAAUAUAAGUAACAAUAGUAAUAAUAAUGGUACUACUAUUACUACUACUACUAAUAAUAAUAACAACAAGGAAGAACAAUGGAAACGAUUUCAAUGUUCAGGUUGUGGUCAUCGAUCCAAUUGGAAAUGGGACAUAAAUAAACAUAUUAAAGUUGCACAUCCAGAACGUACAAACAUUAUAACAAUUACAUUAGAUUUAGAAGAUGCUAAAAGCACGUAUAAUGAAUAUAUGAAUCGAAUGAAAUUAUCACGUAAUCGAUAUUUAACUGAAACACAUUCCGAUAUAUCAACAAAUUCCAACCCAUGGAUAACUUGUGUUGGAUUGACUGGAACUACAAGUACUAGUACUACUACUGCUACUACCACGAUUACAACAACUACUGGUGAAGGUUAUUACAGACCAUUUAAAUGUUCUGUUUGUGGUCAUAGAAGUAAUUGGAAAUGGGAUGUCGGUAAACAUAUAAAACAAAUUCACAAUGGAAACGGAGAAGUACAGACAUUGAGUUUAGAAGAAGCUAGACGAACUAUACAUCAAUAUAAAAAUCGAAGACGUCAACAUCAUCAUCAAAAUCGUCUUAGUGAUUUAACAAUUAAAUGUGAACCAAGCUUUUGUAGUUCAUCUGAAUCAAAUGUUAAUCUAUCACCUAUAUCCUUAUCCGUUGGUGAAGGUAUUGUCGAUUUGCCUGUUUCAUCAACCUCUUCCUCUUCUUCCUCCUCCUCGUCAUCCUCAUCAUCUUCUUCAACAUCGAAACAAAUUUUGCAUAAAAAUGAUGAAGAAGUAAAAAUCGAUUAUACCAUUAAUAAUAAUAAUAAUCAUCGUCAUCAUCAAGAUAAUAAAUUUCCUUUAUCUUUUGAAUGUAGUCCACUUAAUUUAACUACUAAUAAUUUAAACCUAAUAAAAAUGACAAAAUCAUUAAAAUAUCAUAGGAAUAAAUCAAAAUCAUCUAUUCUUCAUAGAAAUAAUAGACUAUUCAUAAAAUUUGGAUGUAAAUUUUGUUCAAUUAAAUUAAAUUCAUGGAAAUCUAUCAUAUUCAUUAAUGAGUACCCCUUAAAAUAUUUCCCUGUAAGAUUACGAUUUAUCAAUGGAUCUACAAAUCAUAAUCAAAUUGAUUUAAAACCUUUAAAAUUUUUAAAACAUCAUUUUAAUAACUUAAAUCAACAAAUGAAUUCUAUAAAUAGAAGUAAAUUAAAAUAUUCAAAUGAGACAAUAUCUUGUGUUCAAUUAGAUCAAUACAAUAAUCAAUAUUCAACGGAAAACAAUAAUCAAUAUAUAAAUCAUAUAAAAAUCAAUUCAUCAUUUCCUAUAAAUAAAUCAAUAAAAUCGAAAUCGAUCACAAAUUUUAUUGAUUAUAAUUCAUUAAAAUAUAAUAAAAUUUUAAGAAAAUAUCAAUAUUUUAUUGAACGACAAUAUAAAUAUCAAAUGAAUAAUAAUUUUAAUCCAUUAUCAAAUAUAACACAAUUAAAAUCAAAUUCUUCUGAUUUAUUAUCAAUCAUUAAAAAUACUAAUCAUCCUGAGCAACAUCAUCCUCAUCAGCAACAACAUCAUCACCAAGAACAUCAUCAACAACACCAACAUCAUCAUCGACCAUUUCGUAAUUUAAUUAGUUCAAAUCAACAAAUUAAUAAUACAAAUAAAAUCAAUAUACAAAAUAAUUCAUUAAUUAAUCAAUAUAUUACUGAUAAUUAUCAAUCUAUCAAUAAAUCAAAUAAUAAUGGAACAAUUUUACAAUUAGCUCAUUUAUUAGAUGAAGAGGAGGAGGAGGUUAGUGAUAGGGGGAUUAAUAAAAAUAAUAUUGGAAAAAUGUUAAUAAAUCAAGAAAAUGAAAAAAAUAAACAUAAUUGGAAUAAUCAUAAUGUUAUUAAUCAUUUAACCGAUAUGAUACAUGAAACAGUAGAGAAAAAUGAAAAUUUUACUUAUACUAAUGAAUUAAUUAAUUCUAGUACAAGUUCUAAUGAAGAAAAUCAUGAAUUAAUAAAUAAUAAUAAUAAUAAUAACAAUAAUGAUAAUCUUGUUCUCGUGAAAAUAUGUGAUCAUCUGUUGAAAAAUCAAAUCACAUAUUACGAUUCAAUAAAUAAAAUUUUAAAACAUCCAGAAAUUGAAAAACGAUUUCUUCAUUUAGCAAAUUUACUACAUCAAGUAUCACAUGGAACUCAAUGA